AUGGUUCAAUCUUCAGUGACUUCAUUACCUGCCUGCCAAAAUCUUUGUGCCAGUACUCCAGGAUGUCAAGCCAUUGAAUGGGUUCCUAAUAACGGCGUAGGCUCGCAAUGUUUCACAUUCACUUCUUCAGCUGUUCCGACUAUCAGCGCAUCUGGAAUUAACCAUUACAUUUGUUCAGGGACUACCGCGGUCACAUCAACUCCAGGUUGUUCGUGGACUACAUACACCAACCUACAAAUGUUCGGAGGAGUGGUACAACCUUCAGUGACUUCAUUACCUGCCUGCCAAAAUCUUUGUGCCAGUACUCCAGGAUGUCAAGCCAUUGAAUGGGUUCCUAAUAACGGCGUAGGCUCGCAAUGUUUCACAUUCACUUCUUCAGCUGUUCCGACUAUCAGCGCAUCUGGAAUUAACCAUUACAUUUGUUCAGGUUGUUCGUGGACUACAUACACCAACCUCCAAUUGUUCGGAGGAAUGGUUCAAUCUUCAGUGACUUCAUUACCUGCCUGCCAAAAUCUUUGUGCCAGUACUCCAGGAUGUCAAGCCAUUGAAUGGGUUCCUAAUAACGGCGUAGGCUCGCAAUGUUUCACAUUCACUUCUUCAGCUGUUCCGACUAUCAGCGCAUCUGGAAUUAACCAUUACAUUUGUUCAGGGACUACAGCGGUCACAUCAACUCCAGGUAAAAUUACCAUAAAACGUUUGGUGUAA
Helobdella robusta is the source of this 705-nucleotide messenger RNA. RefSeq lists its product as hypothetical. The transcript has 5 exons. NCBI's taxonomy places the organism in Eukaryota, Metazoa, Annelida, Clitellata, Rhynchobdellida, Glossiphoniidae. The record is from RefSeq and is a predicted model, not a curated record. Bases 1 to 705 code for a protein of 234 amino acids.